UCUUUAUGGUGCGAGUAUCUGUCAAUCAAUUUUAGAAGACACUUUCCUAACUACCUUGUUUCCACCCCUGCGCGAGUUUGUCAAUGAAUGUUCCGUUCCAAGCUGGGCGCAUCAGUACGUGUAAUGGUUCCUGAGCAAUAGCGCGUGCUUCCGCUGCUCCCUUUCAGUAGAAAAGUACUUGGAAAACGGGAAAGAAACUAUUUUAUUCGGAGAGAAACAUCGAGUGGGGAAUCUUGGUUUUCUCGUUUUGGAAUAAUUCGAUUGGGAGAGUAUAAUCUGUGGGCGAGAGAGUGGGGUUUACAACUGUGAAGAUAAUUUUUAUAUUUUCUAUGAGCGCUAGCUAAUAGAUCUAUUUUUCACCCUCGCCACGGUUUGUUCUUUCCAAAGGAAUAAUGACGAACACUUGGAUGCUCUUGAUUUUCGCGGUGGCGACCUGUUUUAUGAGUAAAACGAUAUUCAUCUCGGCGCAGUCGGAUUACCUGUACCUGGAUGACCAGUCAGGAGACUCUGUAGAUGACGACGGUUACAACUCUGGAUCAGGUUCCGGUGAUAUAACUAUCGGUGAAGUCACUGAGCCAGUGGUCAAAGUGAAAACGGUGUUCGCUGCUCCUGAAGCAGAGCCAACCCAGGACUCUCUACCAGACCCUUCAACCACCGUGGAGAUGUUUGCAUUCACUGACCAGAGCACAGAAAUAGCUGAGACAGAGACAGAGACCCAGGUCCCUGAACAGUCUCUGGACGUGACAGAGGAGACUGUUAUCAGCAGUGAAGCUCCUCCCAGCACCACCAGUGCUUCCAGGUUGCUGUAUGAGGCAGACACACCUUACGAUGUGCAAUCUGAAAACCUUUUCCAGAGGACGGAGGUGCUAGCAGCGGUGAUAGCCGGCGGGGUUAUAGGUUUGCUGUUCGCCGUCUUCCUCAUCCUCCUCCUGGUCUACAGAAUGAGGAAGAAGGACGAGGGAAGCUACGUCCUCGGAGAAUGCAAGGCCCCUAGCUCAGCCUAUCAGAAAGCCCCCACCAAGGAGUUCUAUGCCUGAAGCACAACCACCCCGUCACUAUGAAGAGAAACCUCUGGCGCAACAGAAAGACAAAAGGCUGUGUCCCAAAUGGCACUCUAUUCCCUCUAUAGUGUACUUACUACUUUUGACCAGGAUCUGUGAACCAUAUA
Messenger RNA from Coregonus clupeaformis (lake whitefish), 1168 nucleotides. RefSeq names its product syndecan-2. Bases 393 to 1037 code for a protein of 214 amino acids. The transcript has 5 exons. Gene Ontology annotation, biological process: cell migration. NCBI's taxonomy places the organism in Eukaryota, Metazoa, Chordata, Actinopteri, Salmoniformes, Salmonidae. Gene Ontology annotation, cellular component: cell surface; membrane. The record is from RefSeq and is a predicted model, not a curated record.